This is a messenger RNA of Actinia tenebrosa (Australian red waratah sea anemone), 5824 nucleotides long. Its product is annotated as lutropin-choriogonadotropic hormone receptor. Gene Ontology annotation, biological process: adenylate cyclase-activating G protein-coupled receptor signaling pathway; activation of adenylate cyclase activity; hormone-mediated signaling pathway. Gene Ontology annotation, cellular component: plasma membrane. The record is from RefSeq and is a predicted model, not a curated record. NCBI's taxonomy places the organism in Eukaryota, Metazoa, Cnidaria, Anthozoa, Actiniaria, Actiniidae. Gene Ontology annotation, molecular function: protein-hormone receptor activity; G protein-coupled peptide receptor activity; protein binding.
UCUUUAGCAAAUGAAAGUGUCCUUGAUACUCUUUGUGUUCUUGUAAAAGCCUUGAGUAAUCUUAUCGGAGUCUUCGCCAUAUUGUCUCCCGUUUCUUUGCAAAAGGUGGACGUUCUGUKAGCAGCUCAAGACAGACUUCAUCUUCUAAGAUAUCGUUAUUCUUAUUUUGGUGAUUUACUCUGAUAUAUCUGGUGAAUGCAGCCUCGUACAGGUCAGUAUGGGCUCAACGGUGCUAGGACGUGGGACUCUUGAGUGAAAUUACUAGUGUUUCAGGCCGCUUCCUUGUCUUCUCUCCCAGUUGAAGAGCUCAAGUUGCCCCUGGUGGGGUCAUAUUACUCGCAGAAGUGAGCGAGCAUUGGUAGAGAAGGAUUAAGAUCAUUACUGCACGCCAGAACGGCAUUGCCGGAAGCACUCCGACAGAUCCAAAGAAUGAAAGAUCGCGAUAUCAAGUCUCCUUGUGCUAAAUAUAACCCACAAUUGCUCAAAACAGGGACUCAUCUAUCCACACUUGGGAGUUGAAACGUAAUUUGACAUUCCGUUAAAGUGAUCUGCCAAUAUCAGAUGUCUGGUCCCCAAUUGGGUUUCUAACAAUCACUCAGUGAAGUUCAACAUAGUUAUCAAUUCAUUACGUUUGGCCAAGCUUGCUUCGUUUUGUAGAAGCCCAGAAGAAUGAAGCGAGGACGAAGAGAAUUCUGGCUUAUUUGUACUGCGUUAAUGAUUUGGGAAUUGCAUGGAUUGAAUAUGGAGGAAACGUAUUCAGCUUGUCGUACGACGUGUGAGUGCCGGUACCUUGAUGAAGCACUAGUUGUGAAAUGCAGAAGUAACAAACUGCGCGAAGUUCCUCAAGAAAUACCCGAAAAUGUCACUGAACUCGAUUUGAGCGACAACGAUAUAACACACAUCGAGGAUGACAUAUUCAGGAAUUUUACACAUUUACGACGGCUAUUUUUACAAAAUAACAGCAUUAGAAAAUUACCAGAAGGAGUGUUUGAUAACCUCAGAGCACUAGAAAGACUAUAUCUAAAAGACAACUUGUUGGAGGAAUUGCCGACGUUUAGAGAAUCCCUUCCAUCGUUGACUCACCUGUUCUUGUCCGCUAACAAGAUACGUGACAUUCUACCGACACACGUGACCAGGAUACCCAACUUGCAACACCUAUAUCUAGAUCACAAUGCAAUUAAGAAGGUCCCAUCAACCCUGACACAACUGACCAAGUUAACAUAUCUGAACUUGAACUUCAAUAAUAUUUCAGAGAUACAGAAGAACGCCUUUAGAACGCUUAAACAUUUGACGGAUCUAAAGCUUUGCUGCAACGGAAUCGGGAAGAUUGAAGAAGGAGCCUUCCCUGACCCUCUUGUCCACUUGAAUCUUCUUCAUAACGAUAUUUCAUCAAUUCCAACCAAAGCUUUGAAAUCUCUCAAUUUGUUACAGAAUUUGGAGCUUGGAGGAAACCCAAUCAAGUGUAUACAUGACUAUGCGUUUGAUGGUCUGCAUAAUCUGAUGGAAAUAGAUCUCAGCUGGAAAGACAUUGAAACAGUAGAGCACAAUGCUUUUGUCAACCUUUCCAAGAUCAUUCGUCUGCGCUUAAUCCACGUCAAACUAACGCGCUUUCCUAAUCUGACAGGGACGACUUCUCUAAAAAUUCUGACGCUGGAGUCGAACGCCAUUCCAUCUCUUCCAGAAGACUUUUGUAAAAUGUUUCCACAUCUUUACGACUUUAACGCAAACAUGAACAGGAUUAAGCGGAUCCCAGACAUGUCACGCUGCUCUUCAUUGGAAAUAUUAAAGCUGGAUUAUAAUCGAAUUACCACCAUCGGUUCGUCGUUGCAAGGAAUGAAAAAUAUCCAAGACAUCACGCUGAAUGGUAACAACAUAAAAGAAAUCCCAGCGAAUGUUUUCAAAGGAGACAGUCUUCUUAAUACAUUGAAAUUGGCAAAAAACAAUAUCAUUUCCAUCGCUGACACAGCAUUUGUUCCAAUAGAUCAAUUGGAAAUACUUGAUUUGAGCCACAAUUCUUUUCCUCGCCUACCUUCACAAGGAUUACAAAAUGUCCUUGAGUUGGACGUGAGAGGAAACCUCAAGCUAAAUAAAAUCUUGUCUGACACCCUCCCGAAUGUGAGGAUAGUGAAGGCAAGCUAUCCCUAUCACUGCUGUUCCUUCAGUGGAAAAAUGUACGUCACAAAUGCCGAGGAAUCUAAAUGGAACUGGGCCGUCAGUGACAAGUACCUCCGAGUAGACCAAUUUGAAAACUCGUCUUAUACUGAUGGUGAAGACGGUGUCUCUGGAUUCGGCUCAGAUGACAGUGACAGCGAAGGGUCUGCGUCCAGCGACUCUGAAAAUUCCACAUCCAAUGAAAAUCCUGGUAAAUCAGCGGGAACUCAUAAGACUCAAUACAAAAAAGUGAAUUGCACCCCCCUGCCAGAUCCGUUUUCCCCUUGUAAUGACUUCAUGGGGUCGUGGUUGCUCAGGGUGGGUGUGUGGUUCGUGUUUUUAUUAGCGUUGUUUGGCAAUGCUACUGUCAUCGCGGUGAUUCUCCUAUCAAACACUAAGGUCGACGUAUCUAGAUUUUUGAUUAUGAAUCUUGCAAUGGCGGACUUUUGCAUGGGAAUAUAUUUGGGAUUUCUCGCGUUCGUUGACGCUACGACUAUUGGCAGCUUUAUGCAUCAUAGCGUCGACUGGCAGCAAAGCCAUGGGUGCCAAACGGCGGGGUUUCUGGCACUUCUCUCUAGUGAAGCUUCAGUCUUUACACUAGCGGUGAUCACCAUCGAGCGGUUUAUCGCUAUAAGACAUGCGCUUCACGUUCACCGAAAGAUGAGCCUGCGUAAGACAGCGGUCGUGAUGACGUUUGGUUGGAUCAUGGCCAUUGUGAUCGCUACUCUGCCAUUGUACAAAGUCAGUGACUACACCAAGGUUAGUGUCUGUCUUCCAUUCGAAACCGGAGACGUCAAAUCCCUCGCCUUUGUAUCAUUAAUCCUGUCAUUCAACUUUAUCGCAUUCGUCAUUAUUUUCGUGUGCUACGUUGGAAUUUAUCACGAGAUUCGCGGCUCAAACGCGUGGAAUACCAACGACACACAGGUCGCCAUGCGCAUGGCAUUAUUGGUAGUGACCGACUUUGCAUGUUGGGCUCCUAUCGUCAUCAUCGCUUUUCCCGCCGCUUUUGGCAAGUCGUUUGUGAGCUUGGAGGAAGCAAAAGUCUUCACCAUCUUUGUCUUUCCUUUGAACUCGUGUGCCAAUCCUUUCCUCUACGCUAUAUUCACCUACCAAUUCAAGAAAGACUGUGUGAAUAUUUGUCGCAGGGUAAAGAACUCGUCAGCACCGCAGAUACAAAUUACAUUAGCGAAAAAACGGACGGUAGACCAACGCCGAGGGUCACAAGGAAGCGCUAUAUAUUACCCAGAAACAAACAGUGAUGGAAGACUGACCCUCAAGAUACCUGGAAUAAGAUUUAACAGAAGGUACUCGUUGCCUGCCGCGUUUAAACCUCUACAAAAGGAAAAGAAAAGUCCGAGAGGGUCUUCUCAGGAUAAUUCUCAGUGUUCAAAUGAAAAUGCAACCGAACAAACCACUUUAACUCAAGAAAAACUGCGUCCACUCAUUGAUCGCAGAACUGCAUUAUAGAGUAAAUUAUAUCUAUCGUUUGCCUAUCACCAUUACGUUUAUACAACUAUUUCAAAAAACGUAGUCAUCGCCAAAGGCGAUAGGCAAUAGGAGAUACUAGGCGAAAAGCGAUAGGAGAUAGGUCAUACCAARGUCCAAGAAUAGCUGGAAUGACUUGUGUUUCUGCUUCUUAUUCUCGUCAAGAAGGUGAACCUUAGUGUUGAGACAGAUUCAUUCAGCGUUUUUGUAGUCGACGAAACCAUUUCCGUCUCGGAAUGACCUAUCGCCUAUUGCCUUUGGCGAUGACAACGUUUUUUGAAAUAGGUUUAUAUGAAUCAGCACUAAGGUCGGGACGCAUGUUGCAACUGUUUGCGCGCGCAAUGUUGCAGACCUUUUAAGUUGUAACGUAUUGCCGGGUCCAACUGCUCACAAAAAAUGCUAAACUAAACGCGAAAAAUGUUCUCAGUGAUUUAACCUCCUCCUGAAACAAUUAGAACUUUGGGCAAAAAAAGUUAAAAAAAUAUGUAAAUGUUUUUUUUCUUCUUUUUUUUCCUUUCUUUUUCUUGUUUCUUAAUUCUUAACUUUGUUCCAGGAAAAGGUGUGUGAAAUCUUGUUGCGCGCUCGGAAAUGAAGUUGGGUCGUAUUUCGCGGGCCUUUACACCGCGUGCAUAAUUAUAUAUAUAGUAUAUGUUAUUUAUUGUUAUAACUUUGUUUUCUCCGCGUUCAAAAUAGUGGAACUACAUGUAAGGUAAGAGAACUAAUUUCUUCUUGUAAAAAUUCUUCUUGUAAAAAAAAAGUGUCAAAUUCGAGUGAAAAAAUAGCUAUUUAUUACUUUUGAAUCUCAUUUUUCUUUUUGUCCUUCAAAUACAAAAUGAAUGGUACUGACUUACAGUACGUAUAUGGUAYGACAUGCCGUAAAAUUAAAAUAUAGCUUCCCAUUAGAAUGGUUAUCGUAUGAGUGGGAAACGUACGGUAUUGACUUACGGUACGGUAUUGAGAGUUUUCCAGGGCUAAAAGGUUCUAUUUUCCUUUGGGUGCAACCGUUUUCCCAUCUCUAAAACCUUCAGGAAAUAAGAAAAACGUAAAGUUUGCAAGGGAAUGAUGACAGUUGUUUCUAGAUGAGUCUCUUUACCUUUGGCGAAAUGUUUUUCAUUUCAGACGACCACGCGUCAUUCUCUAGAGUAUCAUUUCUUUACUUAGCGGUUACACAUAAGAAGACACAUGAAUAUGGAUAUCACUUAAACAAAGUAUCUUAUUCUUAAAGGAAUGACACGUGGGAUGAAAUGGAAAAACACCCAAGAUGAAGAGGUUUAUUUGACGAGAAAUGACAAGAAAGGAAUCAAUAAUUUUUGCAUUCUGCCAAAAUUGUCUGCCCAGAAUUCAAAUUUAUAGCUCUGACUAUCGUCAAAGGAAUUUGUAUUUUUUUUAAGAACAUGGAGAUUUGGUAAGGGUUGAAAAUCUACCUUACCCAGUGACAUUCCAUUUUUUUUCUUCUCUAAACCAAUCAAAAAGCAGAUUGAAACUGCAGACAACCAAUCAGAAAAGAUACUGGAAACAUUCAACCAAUCACRAAGCAGAUUGAAACUGCAGAUAACCAAUCAGAAAUGAUACUGGAAACAUUCAACCAAUCACAAAGCAGAUUGAAACUGCAGACAUAUCACAUAUCAUGGUAUUAUCUCUGGGUAUAAUUUAUUGUACAUAUAUUUCAGUUUUGGGGGUGUGGGGUGGGGCUGCCUUUGCCCUACCCCUCCCYUCUCACUUCAAAACACUUCAAUUUAAUUAUCAAUAUUAAAUUAAUGGGAGUUUURACCUUCCUAUAAAUGAUAGCCAUAAAUAAUAGAUUCGCUAUUGAAUUAUGUGUAUAGUUUAAGAGUAGAAAAGGUGCAGUAAUACUAGCAACAAAAGCAUGCCAUUUGUCCCAUAACAUUGUUGCAUUGGAAGUUUCAGAGAGAAAUUUGCUCCUAUUAGCAGUCCAUGGGCAAUACAUGUACAAUGUUGCAAAGAGUAGAGAAGGYGUCUACUUUGUGCAACAGCAAAAUUGUGUUGUUGCAGGAGGGGUAAUACGAGGGACAUUCUCUCUGCAACUUGUAACACGAUGCAGAGUGAAAAAUUUCAUGAUUUUGUCAGUGUUCCGUUUUAUUGCUCCUUAAUGUAAGUUACAUUAAAAUAUUAUGAUAUUUUAUGAAAAUAGUGUAUCAAAUACAAUAAAGGAGUUAAUGAUAAUUCA